AUGGCGAAUAACACAUCACUGGACUCUUUCAUGGAUUCAAACGAUUCCAUGGAUUAUUACUACGAUUUCAUGAGCGGUGGAGAGCGAGCAAAAUGGGGAUUCUGGCUGAAGACGGUUCUAACUCCAAUCAUUGUUACCGCGGGACUCGUUGGCAACAUUCUUUCACUUAUCGUCAUGAAAUCCAAAGCUCUGCGUCAUAAAUCGUACUCUCAGUAUUUAUGUGUUCUCGCUAUCUGUGACACAUUGACACUUGUAAUCCGACAGAUACGAUCCGUAGACGAAUAUUUUCUAGAGACAUCUUAUACGGCAGUGGUCUUCCGUAAUUUCGAUGAUUUCGGCUGUAAGCUUUUCAAUUUUACAGAACACGUGUCUUACCUCAUGUCAUCAUGGAUAAUUGUUUUAAUGGCAUUGGAAAGACUAAUUGCUGUCUGUAUGCCAUUCAAAAAGUUUAUGAUACGGAAACGGUCCGGUUCUACUCUGGCUUUAAUUGCAAUGUUCGUGUCCAUUUGUCUUAGUCAAGCCUUUCGUCUUGUCAUGGUGGAGCAACUGGAUUCAGCUAGCUGCGGAGCAAGUGAUAGCUUUAUUGAACUAUAUUCCAACCUCCACAUCUAUUUUUAUUACAUGUGUUUGACAUUUAUCCUACCAGUGUCAUGUGUAAUAGUGUGUAACGGACUCGUCCUCUACCAAAUCUUCAAAAUCAGGCACGAAAUAAAAACGCGCGUAGACCGGAAUCACCGACAACACCGCGCUAUGCGGAAGACACACCGAACAACAUGCAUGCUGCUGACUGUUUCGUUCACAUUUCUUGGCACGAUGUUACCGCUUCUUACCAUUUCAAUGAUUAUAGACAUUGUUGUGAAGACAAGGGGACCCGCAGCAUAUCCGUUUUAUGUUGCGAUGACACCAUACCUUGACAUAGCUGUUGUAGUGUCUCUCGUUAACUACGCUGCAAACUUCUUCAUAUACAUUUUGUCAGGAAGGAAUUUCCGGUAUGAGUUAAGAAAGUUUUUCCACAAUCAGCGAACAUCGAUUCGGAGUUUAACUGCGAGAAGUUCGAAGGAAACUAAGGAAGAAGUAGUUCGUGUAUAA
Mya arenaria is the source of this 1089-nucleotide messenger RNA. RefSeq names its product galanin-like G-protein coupled receptor npr-9. Gene Ontology annotation, biological process: G protein-coupled receptor signaling pathway. Gene Ontology annotation, molecular function: G protein-coupled receptor activity. The coding region runs from base 1 to 1089 and encodes 362 amino acids. The transcript is spliced from 2 exons. NCBI's taxonomy places the organism in Eukaryota, Metazoa, Mollusca, Bivalvia, Myida, Myidae. The record is from RefSeq and is a predicted model, not a curated record. Gene Ontology annotation, cellular component: plasma membrane.